Cadophora gregata is the source of this 405-nucleotide messenger RNA. RefSeq lists its product as uncharacterized. The transcript has 2 exons. Bases 1 to 405 code for a protein of 134 amino acids. NCBI's taxonomy places the organism in Eukaryota, Fungi, Ascomycota, Leotiomycetes, Helotiales, Ploettnerulaceae. The record is from RefSeq and is a predicted model, not a curated record.
AUGAAGUUAACCAACCCCCUCUCCAUCUCCACCCUCCUCCUCACAGCCGCCAUCACCGACCUCACCCUCGCCGCCUGCUACGGGAGCGGCGAAGUCCUCAACAAAGCAAACGCAAACUACCACGCCAAACGAGCUUGCAUGGGCUACGACGGCCACGCAGGAGCAUUCCAAGGCUUCUUCUCCGCGGGCCAGAACAAGCAAGCCUGCAUCAACAACGACGCAGGUGUCGGGGGACAUCUCAUUCUAGGAGUCCGUAACUUGAAUCAGAAUGCUGGCUUUGAUCUCGAUGAUGCGGAUUGCUUUAAGGAGUUGGGCAUCUUGAUUGCGCUUUGUAAUAGGGGUGGGACAGGGACGGUUGCUGGGUGGUUCUUUCGUGUUGACCCGAAUGGAGGUGCGUGUCCCUGA